Messenger RNA from Halichondria panicea, 1940 nucleotides. RefSeq lists its product as uncharacterized. The transcript has a single exon. Bases 368 to 1438 code for a protein of 356 amino acids. The record is from RefSeq and is a predicted model, not a curated record. Lineage: Eukaryota; Metazoa; Porifera; Demospongiae; Suberitida; Halichondriidae.
GCAAACUUCCAGUUCCAAGUCCAUGUCCAGCUUGCUGCAGGUAAAGUUUUAUUAGUCAUAGAUCUCUGCGUGGGCAGUCCAACAUCUCUAGCUCAGCAUGCCCACGCUCAUUUUCACCCUUCUACCUUCACGUGACUUCCCGAUACAGGCUCUCCUUUUUCCUAACUCUACGUCUAUUUCUUUCUUUAUUCCUCCAAUUAAUACCGUAUUUUAAUCGCCAGGUAGCACUACAGAACAUCAGACGCCUUUGCCCACCUAUUGCCACCCUCAUUAACUCUUAUAGAAACUCCACUGAGCUCUUUGUUGAUGGAGAAGUUAUCCUAUCCCAAGAAGGUACUACACAAGGAUACCCCCUGGCCAUGCCUAUAUGUACGGACUAGCAACUAUCCCUAUCAUUAGGAAACUGGAUGGACUCUGCAAACAGGUCUGGUAUGCGGACGACUCUGCGGCAAUAGGGAAAAUUGGGCAGUUACAUGAUUGGUGGAACAAAUUAGCAGCAAUAGGUCCUGCCUUUGGUUACUUCCCUAAUCCGUCUAAAACCUGGCUUGUCACAAAGCAAAACCACCAUGACCGAGCCACCAACAUCUUCGCUGGGUCUGGAGUCAACGUCACGCCAGAAGGCAGACCAUACCUAGGUGCAGCGAUUGGCUCCCGUGAAUACAUUGCUGAAUACGUGAACACUAAGGUACAACUGUGGUCAUCUAGUAUCAACACCCUCAGUAACAUAGCAAAGUCGCAACCACAUGCCGCCUACUCAGCCAUUACCCAUGGCCUCCUAAGUAAAUGGACAUACCUCAGCCGGGUCGUACCCAACUUGAGCCACCUAUUAGUCCCACUGGAUAACACACUUCGAACUAAACUGAUACCAGCCAUUACGGGAAGACCACCUCCAAACAGUGUUGAAUGCGACCUAUACGCUCUACUGGCUCGGCUCAGCGGACUAGCAAUAACUAUCCCCUCCAAGCUAGCGGACAAGGAACUGCACCACUCUCUCACAGUCACCUCAUCCCUCACCGACCACAUCCUAGCUCAAGACAAUGAAUAUGGAUAUAACAUAGUCCGUGACCAGCAACUGAAGAAAAGAGAGGUCAGUAAGGACAACAGGAACAGACAAGAAGACACAGCCUCUAUACAUCAACAGCUACCGGACGGGCUCCAGAAGGCAGUGGAGCUAUCCAAGACAAAAGGAGCCUCCACUUGGCUCACGGUUCUCCCACUAUCGGAACAUGGAUUCACACUACACAAGUCGGCCUUCCAAGAUGCCCUGGCACUACGCUAUGGCUGGACCCCAACUCGCUUGCCCUCCAAAUGCAACUGUGGCAAAAACUUCAAUGUGGAGCAUGCCCUCUCCUGUGCCAAAGGAGGGUUUCCUAGGAACGUUAAGGCACAACGAAAUAAGAGAUACCACAGCAUCCCUUCUCACGGAAGUAUGCAGUGAAGUGUGUGUGGAGCCCAACCUACAACCUGUGAGCGCGGACCAACUCAACGGGGCCUCAGCGAACAGCCAAGAAAACGCACGUUUGGAUAUAUCGGCCAAUGGUGUCUGGGGGGGGAAGAUUCUAAAAACAUACCUUGAUGUGAGAGUGUUCAACCCCCUCGCCCCCUCCAACAGAAACCAGUCACAUGCAGCAACAUACAGAAACACGAACGAAGUUGAACACUCCUCUUUCACACCAUUAGUUUUAUCCGUUACAGGAGGCAUGGGCGUAGAAGCAUCACUCUUCUACAAACGCCUGAGCUCACUACUGGCCCAGAAAUGGGACAUCACCUACAAUAAAACUCUAUGCUGGCUAAGAUGUCGCCUAACCUUCUCCCUCCUACGCUCAGCCAUCCAAGCAAUUAGAGGUGCAAGAUCGUCGGUGGGACAUACAGUCAGGACACCCAUUGAGAUCGACCUGAUCUCAGCAGAAUCCCAUCUCACAGGACAGUAAUUAAUAUUA